AUGUCGUCGCGUUCUCGGCGCGCAUUGGCGCCCGAUUCCAGCGCUUCUUCGUCCCGUUCCGGCUGCUUCCUGCCGUUUAUCUUCUUCCUGGGUGUAUUGAUCACAUGCUUCGGCUUCAUAUUGAACGAAUGGGAGCCCGUGGACCGCAGUAACAUCGGUAGUGUUAAGGCUGAAGACUUCCUCUCCUACGGACCCAUCGACGUCGUGUAUACGUGGGUGAAUGGCACCGAUCCGCGCUGGAAGCAGGAGAAGGAGUUCUGGCACAAACACUGGAUCGCUUCAUUGACCGGCCAGCCGCUGCCUGUGUGGGGCCAGGAGGCCGAGGUUAAAGGCAAAGACGACUCGAACUCGGACAAUCGCUUUCGAGACAACGAAGAGCUCCGCUAUUCUCUCCGUUCAUUGGAGAAAUAUGCACCUUGGGUCCGUCACAUCUACGUGGUUACAGACGGCCAGAUCCCUUCGUGGCUCGACAUUGAGUCCCCCAAGAUCAGCAUCGUCAAACACCGCGACAUCUUCGCCAAUAAGAGCCACUUGCCGGUGUUUUCUUCGCCUGCUAUUGAGUGGAAUCUGGAUAACAUCCCUGGACUCAGUGACAUGUUCCUAUAA
Messenger RNA from Phytophthora infestans T30-4, 606 nucleotides. Its product is annotated as N-acetylglucosamine-1-phosphotransferase, putative. The transcript has a single exon. Bases 1 to 606 code for a protein of 201 amino acids. Gene Ontology annotation, molecular function: transferase activity, transferring phosphorus-containing groups. The record is from RefSeq and is a predicted model, not a curated record. Lineage: Eukaryota; Oomycota; Peronosporomycetes; Peronosporales; Peronosporaceae. Gene Ontology annotation, cellular component: Golgi apparatus.